Messenger RNA from Lampris incognitus (smalleye Pacific opah), 4183 nucleotides. RefSeq names its product ubiquitin protein ligase E3B (gene ube3b). The coding region runs from base 314 to 3520 and encodes 1068 amino acids. The record is from RefSeq and is a predicted model, not a curated record. Gene Ontology annotation, biological process: ubiquitin-dependent protein catabolic process; protein polyubiquitination. NCBI's taxonomy places the organism in Eukaryota, Metazoa, Chordata, Actinopteri, Lampriformes, Lampridae. The transcript is spliced from 26 exons. Gene Ontology annotation, molecular function: protein binding; ubiquitin protein ligase activity.
CAUUUUGAAACUGUAUGUUGCUUACAUUUGCGACGCUGUCAUGGACAAGAGACCGAGCCUCGCCACCGACGAUGCCAGAUGUCGUUGAAGCGUCCAUAACACUCUUUUUCUAAAUUACUGUCAGGCUUUCUUGCGACGAACUAGCCCUCUGUGCUAGUAGCCUCCACAGCACCAUUUUUACUGCUGCUAAAUUUUGAAAUGAUCUAAGAAGCUUGUGAGCUUUCCAUUUACUUUAUUGAUAUUUGCUGUCUUUCACAGUGACCACUCAGCUGGUUUCUUUUUAAUCUUGAUUAUCUCUUUCAUAGGGUGCACGAUGUUUAGUGCAUCUCAGAGCUCCAAGUCAGAGUUCCUGGACAAAGCCAGGCAGGCAAGGGAGGAGCGGAAGGGGCAAAAGGAGAGGGAGAAGGCAGCAACCCAGAUCCAAGCCCUUGUCCGAAGAUACCUCUGUCGCUGCCAACUUCAAAAACAAACACGGAAAGAGGUUGAUGAUUACUUUCAAGCUUCUGAGGCUGGGGCAUCAAAAAGAAAUGCGCUAUCAAUAUUCAGAAUUGCUCGGAAAUUAUUAUUCGUUUAUCGCCAGGAGGAUAAGUUGAGGUUUGAGAAGCUAUGUCGUGCUAUUCUUGGCAGCAUGGAAGCAGAAAAUGAAUCAAAAGUUUGGUAUGUGUCCUUGGCUCUAUCGAAAGACCUCACAAUUCCCUGGCUGAAACAAAUAAAAGAUAUUCUUUGGGUAUCCUGUCAGCUGCUGAAAAACCUAAAGCCUGACAUACUCCAGGAUAAUAAGCUGGUAACCCUGUAUCUUACCAUGCUGGUAACCUUCACAGACACUUCAACAUGGAGGAUAGUCCGAGGGAAAGGGGAAGCCCUCAGACCUGCAUUGACCAGGAUUUGUGAGAAUAUUAUGGGUCAUCUAAAUCAAAAGGGAUUCUAUUCUAUACUACAGAUCCUGCUUACCAAUGGCUUGUCUCGCACCAGGCCCUCUCUCUCAAAGGGUACUCUAACAGCAAUAUUCACUUUGUCAUUAAGGCCAGUCAUUGCUGCUCACUUCUCUGAUAACCUGCUUAGAUCGUUCCUUAUUCACAUCAUGUCAGUUCCUGCAAUUAUAACUCACCUCAAUGUGCUUACCCCAGAGUGCAUGGCUACCAUCCAAACUCAUGAUCUGCUUCGGAAGUUUAUUCUAUUUCUUAGUCAGGAGGAGCAGUGUCUAGACAUCUGUGUGUGUCUGGAGGGGAGCCACACCCUCUGUUUACUGGGUAACCUGAUCCACUUGGGCUACCUCAAUGAGAGAGUGUUAGAAGAAGAGGCCAACCACUUUGUGAAGGACCUGACUGACAUGCUUUCUUACUGCCAGGGAUAUGUUUCCCAAAAGAAAUCCAACCUCACCCACUGGCACCCAGUCCUGGGCUGGUUCUCCCAGACUGUAGACUACGGUCUAAACGAGUCAAUGCCGCUGGUAACUAAACAGCUGCAGAACCUGUGGGGUGCUCUUGUCAUUCGGACGCUCUUCAAUGAUGUCCUCUCUAAAAAGCUGGAGAGUCAGGAGCCUACUCCCCCACCCCAGCAACCUAGCACAUCACAAAACAAUCUACCAGUUAAGAACCUCUUUAAGAGGGCAUUUCAGAAGUCAGCCUCAGUACGAAAUAUCCUUAAGCCGGUAGGAGGGAAGCGAGUGGACUCGGCUGAAGUUCAGAAGGUGUGCAGCAUCUGUGUGCUCUACCAGACUGCUCUUUCUACACUGACACAGAUACGACUUCAGAUACUCACCGGUCUGACAUACCUUGGCGAUCUACUUCCCAAGCUUUGGGCCUUCAUUUGUGAGCUAGGCCCUCAGGGAGGCCUGAAGUUGUUUAUGGAGUGCUUAAACAAUGACACAGAUGAGUCCAAGCAGCUCUUGGCUAUGCUUAUGCUCUUCUGUGACUGCUCACGACAUCUCAUCACGAUCCUGGAUGAUAUUGAGGUCUAUGAAGAACAGACCUCUUUCAAGAUAGAAGAACUCAUCACCAUCUCAUCGUUUCUCAACACAUUUGUAUACAAGAUGAUAUGGGACGGCAUCCUAGAAAAUGCCAAGGGAGAGAAACUGGAGCUGUUUCAUAGUGUACAUGGCUGGCUGAUGGUGCUUUAUGAACGGGACUGCAGGAGGAGAUUCUCUCCGGAUGACCACUGGCUGCGCAAGGACCUGAAGCCCAGCCUAUUGUUCCAAGAGCUGGAGAAAGGCAAGAAAAGAGCCCAGUUUUUACUGCAGUAUAUCCCUCAUGUCAUACCACAUAAAAAUAGGGUGCUGCUGUUCAGGAAUAUUGUUACGAAGGAAAAGGAGAAUUUAGGAUUGGUGGAAACAAGCUCCGCUUCACCCCAUGUCACCCAUAUAACAAUUCGCCGCUCACGGAUGUUAGAGGAUGGUUACGAUCAGCUUCGCCGGCUGCCAGUUAAUUCCAUUAAAGGUGUCAUUCGUGUAAAGUUUGUCAACGACUUGGGAGUAGACGAGGCUGGUAUUGACCAGGAUGGUGUCUUCAAAGAGUUUCUAGAAGAGAUAAUCAAAAAAGUCUUUAAUCCUGCACUCAAUCUCUUUAAGACUACUAGUGGAAAUGAAAGGCUAUAUCCUUCCCCUACAUCCUACAUCCAUGAGAACCACCUGCAGCUGUUUGAAUUUGUGGGAAAGAUGCUGGGCAAAGCCGUGUAUGAGGGCAUUGUUGUGGAUGUCCCCUUUGCCUCCUUCUUCCUCAGUCAAGUACUGGGUCACCACCACAGCAUCUUCUACAGCUCCAUUGAUGAGCUGCCCUCACUGGACUCUGAAUUCUACAAGAACCUCACAUCCAUCAAGCGCUAUGAUGGGGAUGUAGGAGAUCUAGGACUGACAUUAUCCUAUGAUGAGGAUGUCAUGGGGCAGCUAGUCUGUCAUGAGUUGAUCCCAGGAGGGAAGUCCAUGCCGGUUACUAAUGAAAACAAGAUCAGCUACAUCCACCUUAUGGCACACUUCCGGAUGCACACGCAGAUCAAGGAGCAGAUGGCAGCAUUCAUCCGGGGAUUCCGCAGCAUCAUCAACCCAGAAUGGCUGCACAUGUUUUCCAUUCCCGAGGUUCAGCGUCUUGUCUCAGGAGACAACGCUGAGAUUGAUUUAGACGACCUCAAGAAGCACACUGUGUACUAUGGAGGCUUUCACAGCAGCCAUCGGGUCAUUAUCUGGCUGUGGGACAUCCUGUCCAGCGACUUCAAUGCUGAGGAGAGGGCUAUGUUCUUAAAAUUUGUUACCAGCUGCUCAAGGCCACCUCUUCUAGGUUUUGCCUACCUCAAACCACCUUUCUCUAUCCGUUGUGUGGAGGUGUCAGAUGAUCAGGACACUGGAGAUACCCUCGGCAGUGUCCUCAGGGGUUUUUUCACCAUCCGGAAGAGGGAGCCUGGCGGUCGACUGCCCACUUCUUCCACAUGCUUCAACCUGCUCAAACUACCCAACUACAGCAAGAAGAGCAUUCUGCGUGACAAGUUGCGCUAUGCCAUCAGUAUGAACACAGGCUUCGAGCUCUCCUAACUGCUGUACCAGGACAGUCUGCACAGCAGGGCUUUGUCAUGCGAUCUGACCCAGGCAAGUGGGCCUUGCUUUCCUGUACCGGAGCCUGUCACAUCUGCGGAGUAUCACUGAAGCAAAAGGGCAAUCAUAAAAGACUAAUAAAUACCCUCAUUUGUCUUUAUUAAUUAAAACUACACUAGCUCCACUCUACUUCUCUACUUUAACCCCAUACCUUCUGGAAGGGUGAGCCAUGCUAAUGGUUCCUCCAGCCCAUUGCAGCUUAAAUAAUCUUUUUUUUUUUUGAGCACCUGCCUUCAUACAUCCCAUUCUUGAGGAAAAAAGACAGAACUGCUAUUUUUUGCUGUACAAUUCAAUUUCUCAUCAUGUUCCUCAACUCACAAAGUUCAGUGCUACAAUAUUAACUUGAUAAAAUACUCAAAUAUAAUGACUCAAUCUCUAUCUCUCAGGCGUAAAAAGAGUCAUUGUCGGAUCACAUACUCACCCUGUCAUCUGAACUGGAAAGCAAUACAGAUGCAAGCCAUUAGACACGUGGUUGACUCACUUUACAAAACCAAGGGAUGCAUUGUUAGUAUACAUACUAGUUUACCAGCUGUAAUUCAAUGCAUAUUAAGUGCUGAACGUGAUGCACCUUUUUAUAAAGAAAAGACAAAUCAUUGCCUCACG